UUGAAUCAGGAGGGGAGGAAAGUUUUCACGGUCGGGACAGCGUUGCCUAGCAGCUGGGCAGAGGACUCACUCGCUCAGUUCACGUUGGCUCUCUUUACUGGUGUAUCAAGGAACCGCGGACAUUUGCCUUCUCAGUCAGCCUUGUCAUCUGUCUGUCUCCCUCUCGCCGUCUCUACGACAAACAUGACCCAGACCGUGACACUAAAGGGACCCUCUCCUUGGGGUUUUCGGCUGGUGGGAGGACGGGAUUUCAGCACGCCGUUAACCAUCUCCAGGGUAACACCAGGCAGCAAGGCGGCCCAAGGUGACCUGUGUCCGGGCGACACCAUCCUGGCCAUCAACGGCGACAGCACAGAGCACAUGACGCACAUGGAGGCUCAGAACAGGAUCAAAACCUGCACUCAGCAGCUCAAACUCAACAUCAGCAGGUCGGGACCGGGAGACAGAGUGUGGUCGCCAACUGUUAGUGAAGAUGGCAAGACAAGCCCUUACAUGGAGCCUGACUCACAGAAUUUCCGGCCCAUCACCAGCGGAUAUGGCGGUUACAGCCGUAAACCUUCGUACACCCCUGAACCCCAGUCCCCGCAGGCUACCCAGCCCACUCACCUGAAUAAUGGACACUCCAGACCCAACAACGGCCACAGCUAUGGAUAUGGAAACGGAACUGGAACCGGAACCGGGCACGGGCAUGGGCACGCUCAGUACAACAACCCGGCAGGACUUUAUGGUGGCAGCAACGGAGACAGAUCUCUGCCGAGCAAGAUGGGGGGCCUCAGCCUCAGCGCCACACACAGCCCAGAGCCUCCCAUACAGUCCCCUGGUGGCCGUAAUGGUUUCGACCCACAGUCAGACGUCUACAAGAUGCUGCAGGACUACGAGGAGCCUGCCUCUGAACCCAAACAGUCUGGCUCCUUCAAAUACCUCCAGGGAAUCCUGGAAGCUGACGGAGGUGUGUCCCCAACAGAGAGAAUGAGAAACUUAAAGUCUCCAGUCAGGUCUCCAAUCCCCAAACUGGGAAGCCCCAUCCCCAGCCCCAUGUCUGGUCUACAGAAGCUACCCCAGUGCACACGCUGCUGUAAUGGCAUUGUUGGCACCAUCGUGAAGGCCAGGGACAAGCUCUAUCACCCCGAGUGCUUCAUGUGCGACGACUGCGGCGUCAACCUCAAGCAGAGAGGCUACUUUUUCAUCGAGGACAAUCUGUACUGUGAGACCCACGCCAAGGCACGCGUCCAGCCCCCUGAGGGCUAUGACGUUGUUGCGGUGUACCCCAACUCCAAGGUGGAGCUAGUCUGAGAUGGAGAUGGAGCUGGUCAUAGUGUAAUAUAACUGGGAGACCAAAAUAUGGGAGAACGGGGCUACUGAGAAUCCUAGCCUACAUUUAUCAGGCUCUGUCGAGCAGGAAUGUCGAUCUUGGAUCAGUUUUGUCUUUGGGAGAGUCCUAUAAGAUUUGUGUUUUAGUGAUCCCAUAUCAGCAUUUCUACACUGACAGACCUAAUAAAUGCUAUGUAUAUUGGGCAUAUUGAAAUAUGUUGAGAAUAAGGCUUGGGUCUGAAGAGUAUCCCAAAAGUUCAACUCAUUUAAAACCCAACAUUGUUUGCUAUGUCCUAAUCUGACAGCCCUCAUCUCUCAAUCAAUGUGUUCACAUUGAAUCCUAGAUAGAAGAUGACCAGUUAAGGUCAUAUUAACAGAGUGGGUGUUCAUAUGGAAGUUCAUAUCCACAACACAAGCACACAGUGUAUUACCCGAGUAUUCCAAUAAACCAAAAACAAAACAGAUGCAAAGAUGACGAAGAGAAAAUUAGGAAAAUGGAAUGACAUGUGUGAAAUGACUUCACCAGCAGCCAGCUAACAAUCAGCAUAUCAUCCAGUGUCCAAUGACAACUCUCCCAACAGCCUUAAUUGUAGAACACUAAUGUGUGUGUGAUAUGCAUUACCACAAGAGAUGUAUUUUGGAGCUGAUCGGUUUGUUUGCUGUGAUGAACAGUGCAGAGGAGUUUGUGGUUUUUCCUCCUUCGGACUGAUCUUGCAUUUACCCAUUAUAACAUCGAUUGUCUGUGUCUUUCAAAGUCAUCUUAGGUAUGGUUAUAUAUUGUUUAUGUUUUGGUUAAUGGGUUUAAAGGUUUAUGUGUCUUUUUAACUAUGUUACAGUUACACAUUAUACUUCUGUUGCAGUUUACUCCAUGUAUGCAGUUUACCUUUUGGACUUUUUUUGGACUUUCUGUGUUACAAAACUGGGGAACAUCUCUCUUUGAUUGCCUUUUUUUUAUGCUCACUUGUCAGUUUAGUGAAACAAUAAGUCAUUAUAAGCAGAUCAGGUACAGAUAUAAUUGUGAGUUUCUGGAAUGUGCAUCAGUAUGAGUUGGGGUGUGGUUUUACUGAACUAUAACCUAUAGUCAAAGCCUCCAUAUGCAGCUAUGCAAGCACCACCUUCUGACAUGUAAACAGAUCCCUGCAGGAGGCGUCCUCAAAGCUCUGUGAGAAACUCUAGAACUUGGUGAGGAUCCGUUUAAAGAAUUUCUCCCAGAUCUGGUCACAACCUCAAUUUAUAUAAAAAAAACAAAAAACAAGGCUUUAACAGUGAAAUAUCUUCAUCCACUGCAGUGAAUGCAUGCAAAGGUGAUAUUCUGAACAAGAAAGAUAAAGUGCUUCUGGCUCAUGCACCUGACUGAGAGAGGAAUUUCAACUCUCGCACUGAAGAAUUCAAGUUCAUACAGACAAGAGCACAGAGUUCACUGGAAGUGUUUAUUAAAAACACUCCAGGUUAACACCAGUGCGCUCUCUGCCCCUCAUGACAACUUAUAAAAAAUGGUCAUGUGCAUCUGAGACAGGAGAUACGGCCAUAGAAAACUGUUGGAAAUUCGUAAACUGGGACUCCACAGUCUCCAACAUGUGGGAGUAAUAUUCACUUUGUUUAGAUUUUUGGACCCACUACAUAGAUACAUUUCAGCUCCUCUUUGGAAGACAGAAAAAGACAGAAGUUGGAAGUAUGCAUAGUUUUAUUCCUUUCCUACUAUGAAUUCAGAUUCCUGGUCACAGCCAAGUCUGUGAAACAAAUGAAAUAUAUUUCUACAUUUCCUCUGAGAGAGGGGCGGAAGGGGAGGGAUUACGGAAAUGGGGAGAGAAAGAGAAAUGAGGGCACGGCAUGUAUUUUCUUCUCUUGACAGACUUUCUUUCUGCGAGAAGAAAGAAACGUGCCAUUAUGACUGCAAUAUGGGGGCCAUCUUUCUUGGCUUAUUGUGAAUAGUGAAGUGAACUGGGUGGAGAAGAGUGAUUUUGUUCUUAAUUUUAAAACUGUUGCUAACAAAAACUACUUUUUAUCAUUUGAGAUGAGAAUGAGAAAAUGAAUUUUGCAGUGCUCAUAUCCAUCUUUUUUUUGUCAUCAACAAUGUUGCGUAGCUUCUGGUAUGCCAUCUGUACUAGUUAUCUUGUAAAUUAUGUGAAAAUUAUAUUGCUACCACAUUGUUUCUUUGGUAUUGUACAUAUUUGUUUUAUUGUGAUUGCUUUAACAUAUAUGUAUAACAUGUCACUCACAUGCCUUUGCAUAGCCUGUGUCUUUAAAUGAUUCCUUUGACACAAAUCCUCUUCUUGUGUUUAACUUAUUGUUCUACCAACACAUGUUUUUGAUCUGGAUAUUCUUAUUUGCUUUUUUUUUUUUUUUUUUUUUUUUUUCUAGGAUCUAAAUAAAAUGAGAAGUGCAUUACCAUGA
Molecule: messenger RNA, 3705 nt
Organism: Seriola aureovittata
Lineage: Eukaryota; Metazoa; Chordata; Actinopteri; Carangiformes; Carangidae
Gene: pdlim4
Product: PDZ and LIM domain 4
Exons: 7
Coding region: 184-1293 (369 amino acids)
Biological process (GO): heart development; muscle structure development; actin cytoskeleton organization
Cellular component (GO): adherens junction; filamentous actin; Z disc
Molecular function (GO): actin binding; muscle alpha-actinin binding
Source: RefSeq, a predicted model, not a curated record